AUGGAGAGGCGCAUCAACUCGUUACCUAACUACAAGAUCUCUGUCGAGGACGAGAAAGGCGACGUCGAACUUCACUUUGUUGGCCUCUUCUCCAAGAAAGAGAAUGCAACUCCAAUUGUUCUUCUUCACGGCUGGCCGGGAAGCUUCCUCGAAUUUCUCCCAACACUCGAUAUCAUUCGGAAGAAAUAUGAAACUAGCGAGCUGCCAUUCCAUAUUAUUGUACCCUCUUUGCCAGGCUAUACUCUAAGCUCAGGGCCGCCUCGGGACAAAGCGUGGGUGGGUGAAGAUGCCGCACGAGUGAUUGACACCGCCAUCAAAAAGCUCGGCUUUGAUCGGUAUGUUGUUCAAGGCGGAGACGUCGGAUGUCUCAUAGCUUCGCUUCUGGCAACAACGUAUGAUUCCGUUAUUGGAGUGCAUCUCAAUUUGUUGCCUAGUUUAGAUCAAGUUGACGACAACGAUCCGGAUCUCACCGAGUUCGAGAAGCAAGCUAUUCAGCGAGGAAACGAGCGAUUCAAACCACCCUCAAUCGGUGCUGCUAUCAUGAAUAGUACACGGCCUGCUACUAUCGGAGCGGUAAUCUCGUCUAAUCCCCUAGCUCUGUUGGCUUGGAUUGGAGAAAAGUUUCUAGAGUGGCCAGAAGAAAACGUGAGCAUUGACGACGUUUUGACUGACGUCUCCCUCUAUUGGUUCACGGACUGCUUCGCGCGCUGCAACUAUACUUAUCGUGGCACCUUUCUCGUUAGCCCGCCCUUUUGCUUGCCAUUUAUCGACAAGCCCUUUGGAUAUUAUGUGGAGAAGAAAGGACGGCUGGCUUUCUACAGGCAACAUGAGCAUGGUGGACAUUUUGCAGCCCUUGAACGCCCAACAGAGUUCCUACAGGAUACUGAGGAUUUCAUGGAAGCGGCUCUAAAAGAGCAGUGA
This is a messenger RNA of Penicillium griseofulvum, 921 nucleotides long. RefSeq names its product epoxide hydrolase family protein. NCBI's taxonomy places the organism in Eukaryota, Fungi, Ascomycota, Eurotiomycetes, Eurotiales, Aspergillaceae. Gene Ontology annotation, biological process: epoxide metabolic process. The coding region runs from base 1 to 921 and encodes 306 amino acids. The record is from RefSeq and is a predicted model, not a curated record. The transcript has 6 exons. Gene Ontology annotation, molecular function: epoxide hydrolase activity.